Messenger RNA from Nymphaea colorata (pocket water lily), 2473 nucleotides. RefSeq names its product glycosyl hydrolase 5 family protein-like. The transcript has 4 exons. The record is from RefSeq and is a predicted model, not a curated record. NCBI's taxonomy places the organism in Eukaryota, Viridiplantae, Streptophyta, Magnoliopsida, Nymphaeales, Nymphaeaceae. The coding region runs from base 381 to 2186 and encodes 601 amino acids. Gene Ontology annotation, molecular function: hydrolase activity, hydrolyzing O-glycosyl compounds.
UUGUUGGUACAUUCAGAGUCGGAUCACAAGAAGAAUGGGCGUAUUGUGAUCCAGAUCAAGCGAGGAAAGUAGUCAGUAGGUGGAUGGCAAACGAAAUAUGUAUGUAUACACACAAGCAAAACACACCCACAUUCUGAACUACCCAACAACUAAUAAACAAGUGGGAGAGAGAACUGUAGAGGGAGGGUGGAGCCAGGCAGGGGGGAAAGGCAUCUUAGUUUCUUUCCCCUGCCAUUGCUUCAAGCAAACUCAAAGUCGAGUGCCUUGCACGUUGCUCAACCUGAUUAAUCGACCUCAUCAUGAGACGUUCGAUUAUGCGCUAGAAAAGCAGAGAACCACCCUCGUCCGCCCGAAUACACCAGCGGCCAACCUUCACCGUUAUGGCCAUGAGGUCCCUUUUACCUGCUCUCUCCCUCCUCCUCCUCCUCUCCUUCCAUCUUUCCUCCUUCGCCCUUCCACUCUCCACCAACUCCCGAUGGAUCGUCGACGACGAAACCGGCAAGCGCGUCAAGCUCACCUGCGUCAACUGGGUGUCUCACGUGGACACGGUGGUCGCCGAGGGCCUCAACAAGCAACCGCUGGACUCCAUAUCCAGCCUCAUAUCCACCAUGGGCUUCAAUUGUGUUCGCCUCACAUGGCCCCUCUUCCUCUUCACCAACGAAUCCUACUCCAACUUAACCGUCAGAUCCUCCUUCCAGACCUUCAAUCUCAUCGAGUCCAUUGCUGCGCUGCAGGUCCACAACCCUCAUCUCAUCGACCUGCCAUUGAUUGAUGCAUUUAAGGCGGUGGCAUCAAGCCUUGCCUCGAAUUCCAUCUUGGUGAUAUUGGACAAUCACAUCAGCAAACCCGGAUGGUGCUGCAGCCAAUCUGAUGGGAACGGCUUCUUUAAUGAUCAGUACUUUGACCCCAACAUCUGGAUUAGGGGCUUGGUGCGCGUGGCCACCAUGUUCCGUGACACGCCCCAAGUGGUGGGGAUGAGCCUGAGGAACGAGCUGCGCGGCCCCAAGCAGAACCAGCAGCAGUGGUUCCAAUACAUGCAGAAGGGCGCGGAGGCCGUGCACGCUGCUAACCCUCAACUUCUGGUCGUACUCUCAGGCCUCAGCUUCGACACGGACCUCAGCUUUGUAAGAAAAAGUGGAGGAGGCGCCUCUGUGAAGCUGAGCUUUCCCAACAAGUUGGUCUUUGAGUUGCAUUGGUACGCGUUCUCCGAUGGUCAGGCGUGGGUGAACGGAAACCCGAACCAGGUGUGUGGUUCGGUGGUGAGCAGCUUCAUGAGGAGGGGCGGGUUCCUGCUGACAGGGUCCAUUAGUAGCAGUACUGGUAGCGACAGUGAGGUAGGGGAAGGAGGGGAGGAGUACUACCCAUUGUUUAUAAGUGAGUUCGGUGUGGACCAGAGAGGGGUGAACGUGAAUGACAACAGGUACCUGAACUGCAUACUAGGGGUGAUGGCGGAGAUGGACAUGGACUGGGCUCUCUGGACGCUGCAGGGCAGCUACUACGUGAGACAAGGCAAGAUUGGCCUGGAUGAGACGUACGGACUGCUCGAUUGGAACUGGUGUGCUCCAAGGAACAGUAGUCUGCUUGCGAGGAUUUCUUCCCUUCAGUCCCCAUUUCAAGGUCCGGGUCUAUCGGAGGUGAUACCGUACCAGUUGGUCUUCCACCCGCUAACGGGGCAGUGCAUUACAAGACAGUCAGUGCUCUGGGAGCCGCUGAAGCUCGGACCCUGUACCGACUCAGCCGCAGCCUGGACCUACACAACCGACCACACGCUGCAGCUGCAGGGGAGCGAGCUCUGCGUUAAGGCGAUUGGGCAGGGCGAGGCGGUCAAGCUGGGCAUCUUCUGCUCGGAGGCCAACUCCAGAUGGGACCCCGUCUCUGCCUCCAAGCUGCAUCUUGCGUCCAACUCCUCCGACGGCACCUCCAUGUACUGCCUGGACGCGGACGCCGAGAGCCAAAACAUCAUCACCAACCCCUGCAAAUGUCUAGACAAAAGAGACCAGAAAUGUGACCCUGCGAGCCAAUGGUUCAAGAUCAUUACCACCACCAGGGACCCUGCAGCAGCAACCGCUCAACCCGCCACCGCCAACGUCACCGCCACCGCAGCCGGAGCCCCUCCAGAUCCUGACCUGAUUGUGACCACCACCGAAUCACUGACAGACAGCCGACCGCCGUCGAGCUUGCUCUGAAAAUCCCUACGUAGCCACGUCCGCAAACAGGCCCAGGCAGUGGCCAAAACGGACGCCGGUGCCGUCGUACCGGGGACAACCACACCAGGAACACUAGACAUAUGAUGUAUGCCCGGGCCCGAAUAUUGUUGCCCUUAUUACUACGACACCAAUUGUUGUUUGAACGCGUACCCUCUUUAGGGCCCCGGAGCUGGAAGCACAUUGUAAAUCAGCUCAUUAUAUAAUAAUAGUGAUGGAUAACAAGCAUUAAUGAUGCUAAUAGUAGCAAGAGAUUUCUUUUAUAACAA